AUGUUGUUGACGACCAUACUAUGCGCCAUUGGGCGCUGCUUCUUACGUCUAGAUGCCGUUCUGGCAAUUCUAAGGGUCCUCGGAGCCUUUGGAAUGGUAUCCUGCCUUCUCAUUUUGGCAUUCUGUCAUCGAGCCUUUGGCAAAUACGUCCUUGCGCUCGUUGCGUUGAGCCCCCUGGUCCGCCUCAUCCAAACCAGCUGGGAGUUCAUGACUGGAGACUUUCCUUGGGACAACAAGGGUUAUUUCGUGAGCAGCAGAGAAGGAGAGUUUCUACCCUGGGUGGUCUUCUUCCAGCUGCUUGCCCUCGGGGUACUCGCCGUCUCUGGACGCGACUACAUACAGAGAAUUCUCCGUAAGCGACAGGAAGGUCAAAUCGAUGAUUUGGUGGAGAUCAUAAUGACGGACGCUCUGGAAGCUUCUGAAGAAACCUGGGAGAUGGUUGAGUAUACGGAAGGCUCUAUCGAGAAUGGCUGGGCGGGCAAGCGGCUCGCCUCCCACGGCAACAGUAUUACGACGAGGGCAGAGCUCGAGACUCGUCAAAGUUUUGGAGAACAGGAAGAAUCUCUCGAGGAGUUCUUUGGAUCCAUCUCUUGGGCCCACGGCUGCUCCGCCGCGGACCAGAAAGCCGAAAAGCUUACGAGAGAGAGGUCGAGCUCUCUGCCGCCCCCUUCUCACGAGUCCGAAGACGAGGUUGCUACCCCUAUGGCAGUCACACCGGGUUCACAACAAACAAGGUCGACAGACCUUGUCAACCACAAAAGCGAGCUCUCGAGCUCCCCGCCAAGAAAAUGGCUCCAACUCGACGAUAUGAUUUCGGGACCGCGCCUCGUUCAAGUCAAGCCGGGGCCUGGCUACGACGAUCUUCCCCCGCUCACGUAUGUGACGACUGACCCUGGGGUGGUCGACAGCAUCCCGCCCCUGGACGCGGCGACUCAAGCUCUGGCGUUGGAUGACUUGAGAGACCACGUCAGCAGCUCCUGUUCCUCGAGCCGGGCUAGCCGGUCGCCGUCUCCUGAGCGUGAGGAGAUUAUUGAGAAGGAUGAUUGGGAGACUGACGAUGAGGACCAGGUCACCGAGGAUGAAGACGAUGAGACCGAGAGUGAGCUGGAGUGGGUUCAGCGUGUGGAGACGAGAGAGCCGGGGAGAAUGGUUCGUCUCCUCAACGGUAAAUGUAUUCCGCACUCCAAGUGGAAAAAGAAGCAUAAGCAUGGGAGGAAGUCAAAUUGGGGCAUGGUAUUGAUUGUUUCCAUGCUGGUGGUGCUCCUGGCCUUGUUCGUGGCAUACAUAAUGAACCUUGCGUGGUGUGAGGGCAUAGCCGGAAGAACCUAG
Messenger RNA from Colletotrichum gloeosporioides, 1329 nucleotides. RefSeq lists its product as uncharacterized. The coding region runs from base 1 to 1329 and encodes 442 amino acids. The transcript has 2 exons. The record is from RefSeq and is a predicted model, not a curated record. Lineage: Eukaryota; Fungi; Ascomycota; Sordariomycetes; Glomerellales; Glomerellaceae.